This is a messenger RNA of Oncorhynchus keta (chum salmon), 4650 nucleotides long. It is a transcript of the gene clic1, whose product is annotated as chloride intracellular channel 1. The record is from RefSeq and is a predicted model, not a curated record. The coding region runs from base 191 to 919 and encodes 242 amino acids. NCBI's taxonomy places the organism in Eukaryota, Metazoa, Chordata, Actinopteri, Salmoniformes, Salmonidae. The transcript has 7 exons.
UCGGGGCGCUUGGUUAGGGUUACAACGGAGUUCUAAACAUCACUUGUAUGUGGGCUUUCCAGGAAAUGGAGGAAUGAGUGUGUAGCAAGCGACACAGAGGGAGGGGAAACCGAAAAGGCGUUAACUGCAAGUUCCACACAGGACGUGAGCGAGGUAUUCCAGUUCCAGCAGCAACACUUGAAACAAAAAGAUGAGUGACGAAAAUCAACCUCAAGUUGAACUUUUUGUGAAGGCAGGCAGUGAUGGCCAGAGCAUUGGCAACUGUCCGUUCUCCCAGCGCCUCUUCAUGGUGCUGUGGCUUAAAGGAGUAACGUUCAACGUCACCACCGUGGACAUGAAGAGGAAACCAGACAUCCUUAAGGACCUAGCACCUGGUGCUCAGCCCCCCUUCCUGCUCUAUGGGACGGAGGUGAAAACAGACACCAACAAGAUAGAAGAGUUCCUGGAGGAGAACCUGUCCCCUCCAAAAUACCCCCGCAUGGCUUCCAGGAACCCUGAGUCUAACACAGCCGGCCUGGACGUGUUCUCCAAGUUCUCGGCCUACAUCAAGAAUUCAAACCCCCAGCUCAAUGACAACCUAGAGAAAGGCCUGCUCAAGGCCCUGAAGAAGCUAGAUGACUACCUUGGCUCACCACUUCCUGAGGAGAUUGACGAGAAUAGUGCUGAUGAGGUCACUUCUUCCGCCCGCCCCUUCCUGGAUGGGCAGGACCUCACUCUGGCCGACUGCAACUUGCUGCCCAAGCUGAACAUUGUCAAGGUUGUGUGUCUGAAGUAUCGCACUUUCUCCGUCCCCAAGUCUCUCUCCAACCUGUGGCGGUACCUGGACGCUGCGUACGCCCGCGAGGAGUUCUCCUCUACCUGCCCCAACGACACAGAGAUACACAUCGCCUACUCAGCCGUGGCUAAAGCACUUAAGUAGGAGUAGAAGGGGAUUCCAUCAGUUUUCAUACACCAGUGAAUACAUCUUAUACACUCACCUACGCACACACUGUACAUGUGGCAGCAUAAACACACACUAAUGCGCUCACACACACAUGCACUCUCUCAGACACACAUAUUAUUCAACAGCGUAGCAAGUUGGAAACAUUUAAUUGGCCAUUUAAGAGUUUGUGAAACUGAGACUUAUAGUUUAUGGUUCCCUUUUUGUCACAUGCCGCAUCCAGUCUUAAUACCAUAUAUUCAGUGUCAGUUACACACAGUUAAAGUUCUAUACAUGGGCAGUAGGUUACAUAUCCAACUAAAGGUGUUCAGUCAUUAUGAUUAAUUCUGCACUCCAUACAUUGCCAGCUAUUAGCUUCUGUAGCUCAGUUGGUAGAGCAUGGCGCUUGUAACGCCAGGGUAGUGGGUUCGAUCCCCGGGACCACCCAUACGUAGAAUGUAUGCACACAUGACUGUAAGUCGCUUUGGAUAAAAGCGUCUGCUAAAUGGCAUAUAUUAUUAUUAUUAUUAUUAUUAGCUUCUAUCUCUUGGCCAGGCCGUAAACUGCUCUUCUGUUGUGAUUACACACACACACACACACACACACACACACACACACACACACACACACACACACACACACACACAUACCAGUUUAACUGCUACCUGCAGCUGAAAGAGAGAGGUCUGUAUAGGUGUGUCUAUAAUUAUACAUUAUUACAUAUAUAUUAUUACACUGUUGAUAUAUUGUUCAGGGCGAACCGUCUUUAACAUGGUCAGUUUGAAGCAGUCGUUUUAUACAUGCUAAAUGGUCCGAGAUUAGGUUCAGGGAAUAGGAAAGCAGGUCUUGGGCAUGUAAUAGUACAUCGGGGCACACUAUACAGAGGUGUUUCUCAGCACUGUACUGUUACCAACACAGGAAAUGAUUUCAGCAGACCUCGGCUUCCCCUUUCUCCGCCUUGUAGCGCUGUGAAGGGUUAAUCAAGUUUAUAUCCCCCCCCAUUGUAAGGUUCUUUUGCUAUUAGUAAUCGACCUCCAUUCCCCCAUUCAAAGUGAAGGAUAUUUUUAUACUAUAAAAAAAACUGUGAGAGGCUCAUAUUGCAGGACAGUUGAGUUAUUCCAGACGAAGUAAUGUGGCUAUAGUUGCUGCUUUGUGUGAACUUUAGGUUAUUAAAGUACUUGACUCUGUAUGGCCUUGAGGCGCCAAGCCGGUUCAGUCACAUGUUUCACUGUAAUCUGAGGGAAAACUACAGGAUGUAAUGCAGACGUGCACACGGCUCCUCGCAUGACUAAACCACAAACGUCACAUUCAUUAAAAAUAGAGAUGCACAUUGCAUAGAUAACUGAAAUAUUCAAAGAGAGAAUGCUACAGGAUUGUGUAUUUGUACUUUUUGAUAUGGUUACUUGAACUUGAAAAAAGAGAAGUUUGAACCUUUAGUGAGACAAAUGAAAGGUUUUACUUCAGGUCUAUCGAGCUGGGUGUUGUUUAAGUUGUUUAAACACCUUUGAACCUUUGAAGUCCUGUGCUUUGUAGUACUGAGCAAUUUGAUCUUUUUUAGGUCAUUCGUUUUCGGUUCUAUUAAUGCAAAAUAAUCACGGUUUUUAAUUUUGGUUUUGAUUCUUUUUGUUAAAUAUGAAAUGCAUUAUGAAAUAAUGACAUGAUUUUAGAGCUUUUUAAUGAAAAUUCCAAAGCCAAAAAUAGUAAACAUUGAAUUUCCAAAACAUUUAAAAUAUUCCAUUGUCUCUGAUCAGGUCCACAUUGGGUAAACGUCAAUAGAAAAAUUGAAAAUUACAAUGAAAUAAUAAAAUGUGUAUAUUACUUCGUUUUUAGUGGAUUACAUUAUUAUUUUUAAUUCCUUAAGUAAUCAUCUCAUCUCUGCUCAGGCAUUAGCAAUCAGCCAGCCAGGCCAUGUAACAUUACGUCCUCCCCAUACUAUACUGUCUUUAGUCAUCCUAUUUAGCUAGCCUGCCUAAGUAUGCUGCAGAGCUUUCUCACGAAAUCAUUUGACUAGAUCUUCAAAGUAGAUAAGGCAUACUUUCAUUAAUUGUCUCUGUCCCUCUCGUCGUUGUGUUGUGUAUAUUCCUCUCUCGUGUGGUCUAUUCAGUCUGUGUAUCUAACCUAACGUAGCAUGCGUAAAAGUGUAUCCGUCCUGAGAUCAGUAUACAAUGACGAGAUGCUAAUUUCUCCGCCCUAAUAAUGAGACAAGGCAAACGACAAGCCUAAGUCAUUCCAAGCGCAUUGCAUUCGGUUUAUUUUGGCGAGAUUUUGGCGAAAGUGAAACCUCUCGUUUGGCCUCUUCCUCUGAUCUGUUUGAGCUCGGGGGAAAACUGGCGCAAUGGAUUGUGGUCAUUGUAAUUAUUUAUGACGUUUCUGCGCUGAACUAUGUUGAAUAUUUGUUAAAUGAAAACAACUCCCUUCAACCCGGGGUCCCACAUAGUUCUUGACAUCAUUUAUUUUCUGAAUGAUUUGACUAACUAAAUGGAAUUCAAGUCAUUUAACCGACUUUGGUCCAUUAGUUGUUUAAUAACAUGGAAAAAAACGAAAUGUCAGUUAAUCGUUCAGCACUAAGGUUUUGUAGUGUGUAGUGACUUUGAAUAAGUAAUCCAUUUCACAUUGACUUGAAAUUCAGUCCCCUGGGAAAGAACUGGACAUAUUUGUUUGGGCUCUAUUUAAUCCAUAGGUCAGUGGUCAGCGUUUGAUUGAAAUUCAAAGGCAAUGUUACCGCGUUAGUGGAAAAUGCAUUCACGGUAAAUGCUGCAUAUGCCGGCUCAAUCAGAAAUUACAUUUGAAUUUCUAUUGCACACUCUGUAACGAUUCAGCGAUACAGAUUGAAUAGAGCUCUCAGACUGACUGAUAGAUGGUGCAUUCAUGAUAAUGACAUACAUUUACAACAGCUUAGUGAAGACAGAACCUAUAUAUUUUGUAUGUCUUCCAGGGUAAGGUUUUGUAAGACAGUCACUAAGUGCAAUUCACGUUAUUGAAUAGUACAAACAUGAAGAUGUCAUUUGCAAUAUAUUUAGCAUCUGAGUUGGCAUUGUUAUGUCAGCUAUUUUAUACAGUCGAGUCAUCAAACCGUGGGAUGAAUCUGUAGUUUAAAACCCAUACAUGUCCUCCACAGCUGAUAGAUAAGAAAAAUCUUCAUAAAACCCAUUACUAUUUUACAUGACUGAAUCCUUUAUUUUAUGGAUUUUAUUUGGUUUCUAUGGACCUACUUUUACCGGUCAAUUGUCUAUAGUCCUGUUGUCAUAACUAUUUGUCAAAAAGAGACCAAGUCUUCAUUUCAAUGUUGCCUGUUGUAGUCUAGUAUUGUCCUUUACUGAAGCUUGUAACAGUUAUUUUUUGAACUUCCUUUUACUGUAAGAUUAGUGAUGACUUCAGGGACUUUUUACAUUCGUCUUUAAUGAUUAUUUAAUGUAUUAUUCACCUUUAAAUCUCCAUUUCAUACAUAUCUAUUUUCCAUCUUUAUCCCCUCCUCAAACCCAUCCUCUUUUUUUAAAAGACCCAUCUUCAUUUUUGUUGUUUAUUUUCUUCCUAACUUUUGAUGCAUUCUUUCCUCCACGUAUUUCAGCCCUUUACUUCACCUUCAAUUUUAUUUGAAGGCAAUAGCACUUAACCUAGAUUAUGUUGCGUACAUUGAGUCAAUGACAAUCAAACUUAGUAUUUCUUUUGUAGGUUUUAAUCAUCCUGAAAAGACGGUCAAAAUAAAACCACAAUUGGUUACUGUUUCUUUA